Cyanidioschyzon merolae strain 10D is the source of this 981-nucleotide messenger RNA. RefSeq lists its product as hypothetical. The coding region runs from base 1 to 981 and encodes 326 amino acids. Lineage: Eukaryota; Rhodophyta; Bangiophyceae; Cyanidiales; Cyanidiaceae. The record is from RefSeq and is a predicted model, not a curated record. The transcript has a single exon.
AUGGAAUCGUGGAGACGUUCUUGCAAGUCGUGGAGGGAGCGCUUUUCCGAUGAUCUGGUUUAUGAAAUAAAUAUUCAUACCGACGAAUACUUCGGAAAAUUGAAAAUUUUUCUCCAACAGGCACCGUCUGGGAGUUACGUCAAGAAAAAGUUUAGAAGCUGCGAAGCCUCUGGUGGAGCAACUGUAGUGAAAAACUUGAGCUGCGGAGCACCAGUAACGUCAGGAACUCUGGCGUCGCACGGUCCACAUCCCAGCGAUUUCCGAAUCGUCGGUUAUGCUCUUAACGAAAAGCGCCUGUGUCGAGAUAUUACACCUCCAGAAGAACCGAAUCGUUUGUGCGACAGCGCUGCCACUGGCUGGACCGCCUGGGAUGCUAGCCUAGUACUAGCGAAGUGGUUGGAAAGGCGGCCUUACCUCGUGUGUAACAAGUUAUGUCUUGAGCUCGGAGCUGGUAUCGGCUUAGUAUCCUCAGUAGCCUACUGCCUCGGGGCAAAGCUAACUGUAUCCACAGACCGGGACGAUGUGAUAUUCCUCCUGAAAAGCAACUUAAACCGUACAGUGGAGGCCUACAUAGCGUAUAAUAAUCAACUUAGGGUGAAACGAGCAGUUGACUCGAAGCUCGCGGCAGAAGUACUUCACUGGGAAUCGAAGGAACAUUUGGAGCGUGUACUGGCCGUGUAUGGCGCUCCUGAAGUCAUUUUAUGUUCAGAUCUGGUUUACGAAGAGUUAGCUUCCCGCGCGCUUGUGCACGUACUUGUCCGAAUAUCGCGAGCAAGCUUGCAAAUGGGGAGAAAACCUUUGAUCAUAAUGGCGCAGGACGAGCACGUCCCUGAAGUUCUCGAACAAUUCUUGGCCGGCAUAAGUGCGUUUUUCACUGUUGACCGUGUGCCAUGCUUAGAUUUUAAUCCGAAUUUUAGCAGUGAGUUGAUUAGAGUUUACCUUUUCCGGCCAAAAGCUGAACACUUUUUAUAUAAUCAGUAA